CUACAAGAUUGAUGCCUAUUCUACAUGAAACAAUGAUCCAGUUCUAGCAGCCCGCUAUCGAAAUCUAUAGCAUGGUAGAAGGUCCAGGUCUUUUGUCGCAUUUCUGCAUGGCGACAGACUCCCUAACGGCGCUGCACAUGUCUGUCUCCUUACUUUCCUUUCAACCUAACAAACUCCUCGGACAGCAACACCGAUGGUCUCGGUUCGACAGACGUUGGAGGUCGCGGCAUGGGCGUACGUUUUCCACGUUGUUCGUUGCCUUGCCCUUGCGGUAGGCUCACUUAGCUUCUGAAGAAGAAGCAGGAGAAAAGAAGGUAUAUGUAGGGGAGAUGCAACCUGCCAAAAACCUUCCAGCUUUCUCUUCAAGCCUCUUGCUUGUCCUUUAAUUCUUUAUACACUCUUUUUGUGGUCGCUUCGACUACUAGUCAUUCUUUUAGACUCCUUGAGUCAACCAACAUCCAUUUAUUGAUAUCAAUUUUGCGGAAAGAAAACAGUCAUGUACUAUACUUUGGCAAUCCUCUCCGGUCUUUUGACCUUCAUCACUUUCACUACCACUGUGACUGCCCACGGCUUCGUUCAAGGCAUCGUCACAAAUGGAAAAUGGUACCCUGGCGCUCAACCCUGGUGGCGCGUCAACCCUCAAAUCACCCAUGCCAAAUCUGCCGGAUGGUCAUCUCUGAAUCAAGAUCUUGGCUUCAUCUCUCCUUCUGAAUAUGGAACUGCAGACAUUGCUUGCCACAAGAGUGCUAAAAGCACCAACACUCGUAUCCCCGUGAAGGCUGGCGACAAGGUCAAGCUUCUCUGGUCCGACUGGCCUCAAAGCCACAAAGGUCCUGUUAUCAGCUAUCUGGCCAAGUGCCCUGGCGAUUGCUCGAUUGUCAACCCUACCACUCUUGACUGGUUCAAGAUUGACCAAGCAGGUCUGAUCAAUGGCAACCCUGCUCCUGGCACAUGGGCCUCUGAUACCCUCAUCGCAAACAACAACUCCUGGACUGUCACAAUACCUUCUUCUCUGAUUGCAGGCUCUUACGUCCUCCGCCACGAGAUCAUUGCCCUCCACUCAGCCGACCAAGCCAACGGUGCUCAGAACUACCCCAACUGCAUCAACUUCCAGAUCAGUGGAAAGGGUACUGCCAAGCCCGCUGGUGUCAAAGCGACCAAGUUGUACUCGGCCACCAGCAAGAGCAUCGCCAUCUCCAUCUACUGGCCUGUAUUGAAGAGCUACACCAUCCCUGGACCUGCGCUCUGGAAGGGAGCUGUGAAGCGUUGGGUCGAGAGAAUCUUCGAGGCAUAGAGGAAUUCCGAAGAGUUUCUUUUUUUGGCUCGGACGGUGUUGAGAAGAAAUAGUAAUAAUUAGCUCUAGAUAUGUAGAUGCUCUCGAUAUCCUACAGGUUGGGAUGUCGACAACACCAAAAAAAACAAUGCAACCUUCCGAAAAUAUGGUACAACAAACAUGGAAAUGAAAGGUGCAAAUGAAAAUACCAGGGGGUCUAGGAUAAAUGAUGAGUUUAUCAGGGUGGGUGGAUAUGAUGAUGAGGACGGGGAAGAGUGCAUGACCAGACCUCGAAGAUCAUACGUGGAGGCAGGAGUAAGGGUGAAAGUGGGGAG
This is a messenger RNA of Aureobasidium pullulans EXF-150, 1608 nucleotides long. RefSeq names its product glycoside hydrolase. The coding region runs from base 497 to 1294 and encodes 265 amino acids. The transcript has 2 exons. Lineage: Eukaryota; Fungi; Ascomycota; Dothideomycetes; Dothideales; Saccotheciaceae. The record is from RefSeq and is a predicted model, not a curated record.